AUGCUGGCAUGGCAGGACGGCGGGGCCAAGGCGGCUCCCUCCCACCACAAGAUCUCCUUCUCGGUUCUGGACAUCCUGGACCCGCAGAAAUUCACCCGUGCUGCGCUCCCAGCCGUGCGCCCUGCUCCGCAGGAAGCCAAGAAAAGUUUGGCAGAGGCCGAAGCAAGGAAGGAAGCCAGCCAGGACCCGGCCCGGCAGCGAGAGACUCCUGAUGCUGCGGGCCGAGGCGCCGGCUUGGCGUCCCCCCUGGAGGGCUCGGAGGCGGAGGAGGAGGAGGAGGAGGACGUGGAGGAUGCGGAGCGGCGGCGGCGGGAGCGGGCUGCGCGCCUGCAGGCGUGCGCGACGCGCUCCCCAGAGGCCCGGGCCGCGGCACUGGCGGCGGGGGAGAGCAGCGCGGGCGGCCUCGCUGGCUCCCCGGGCUCGCCGGGCUCCCCGCGGCCCCGGCGCCGGCGCGCCGAGCCCAGCAGCUCCAAGCCGCGGCGCGCGCGCACCGCUUUCACCUACGAGCAGCUGGUGGCCUUGGAGAACAAGUUCCGGGCCACGCGCUACCUGUCUGUGUGCGAGCGCCUGAACCUGGCGCUGUCGCUCAGCCUCACUGAGACGCAGGUCAAAAUCUGGUUCCAGAACCGCAGGACCAAGUGGAAGAAGCAGAACCCCGGCGCCGAAGGCGCGGCGCAGGCGGGAGGUGGCGCGCCCCAGCCCGGGGCUUCGGUGGCGGCGAGCGGCGGCGGCGCGGGGGGCAGCCCGGGUCCGCCGGGCCAGGGCGCGCAUCUUUUCCAGACUUUCCCCUCCUACUCCGCGGCCAACGUCCUCUUCCCGGCAGCCGCCUCCUUCCAGCUGACGGCCGGCGCCGCCGGGGGCUCCUUUGCGCCCUUCCUCGGGCCCUCCUACCUGACCCCUUUCUACACCCCACAUCUAUGAAACCGGAGCCCCUCCGGCCCCACUUCGUGCGGACUCACGGGUGAUUGGCGUGGACUUGUGGUCCCCACCCCACGGAGAGGCGCGGACGCGCAGGGACCGCCCCCUUCUGGUGCGCGGGUGUCC
This is a messenger RNA of Hippopotamus amphibius kiboko, 1044 nucleotides long. RefSeq names its product NK1 homeobox 2 (gene NKX1-2). Gene Ontology annotation, biological process: regulation of transcription by RNA polymerase II; cell differentiation. NCBI's taxonomy places the organism in Eukaryota, Metazoa, Chordata, Mammalia, Artiodactyla, Hippopotamidae. Gene Ontology annotation, cellular component: nucleus. Bases 1 to 921 code for a protein of 306 amino acids. The transcript is spliced from 2 exons. The record is from RefSeq and is a predicted model, not a curated record. Gene Ontology annotation, molecular function: DNA-binding transcription factor activity, RNA polymerase II-specific; RNA polymerase II cis-regulatory region sequence-specific DNA binding.